ACCAAAAAAAAAAGCUCCCAGCCUAGCAUAUUGAUCACCAUUUAUUAGUCCUCUAUCAGAACCAACAUCAGUAUAUCAUGCUUGUUUCAUAGCUGAAUAAAUUUAAAAUUUUCUUGCAUCAGAAAAACAAAGACUUGGUGCAUUGCAAUUGGGCCAGCCAUAUAUAUAUGUAGAGAUAUCCUCACCUACAAUCCAACAUUACAUCAAUUAAAAAAAAUGGUUCCAAAAGUUCAUGCAGGCAUGGAAGUGGACAUGGCUGGGAAGGGGGAUUCUGGGAAAAAUGAAGAGAGGGGAAGGAAAAAGAUGAUGGAUUUUCUCGAGAAGGCAGAAGGAUUACCGGGUUUGGCAUGGCAGACGAUGUGGAAAGUCGGGAAAGAGGAUCCAAGGAGGGUGAUCCAUGCCCUGAAAGUUGGUUUGGCCUUGACACUGGUUUCAUUGUUGUAUCUGAUAGAGCCUUUGUUUGAAGGGAUUGGACAUAAUGCCAUUUGGGCUGUCAUGACUGUUGUUGUUGUUCUAGAGUUCACUGCAGGGGCAACUUUAUGCAAAGGACUCAACAGAGGAUUGGGGACUCUGCUGGCAGGAUCAUUGGCAUUUCUGAUCGAGUAUGUUGUUAAUGAAUCCGGUCGGAUUCUCGGAGCUGUUUUCAUUGGAGCUUCUGUUUUCAUGAUAGGAGCUGCAGCAACAUACAUUAGAUUUUUUCCCUACAUAAAGAAGAACUAUGACUAUGGUGUGCUGAUAUUUCUCCUGACAUUUAAUCUGAUAACCGUGUCGAGUUUCCGAGUCGAAAACGUGUUGAAGAUCGCCCAUGAACGGUUCUACACCAUUGCAAUAGGCUGUGGUACCUGCCUUCUUAUGAGUCUACUGGUAUUCCCAAACUGGUCAGGGGAAGACCUGCACAAUUCCACUGUUUUGAAGCUUGAAGGCCUAGCCAAAUCCAUAGAAGCUUGUGUGAAUGAAUAUUUCAAUGACACUGAAAUGGAAGAAACUCAGAACAUAUCACCAGACCAGGACCCCAUAUACAAAGGUUUCAAGGCUGUUUUGGACUCCAAAUCCUAUGAUGAGACAAUGGCUUUGCAUGCAAGUUGGGAACCAAGGCACUCAAGACAUUGUCACAAAUAUCCAUGGCAGCAAUAUGUAAAAUUGGGAGCUGUUCUUCGCCAUUUCGGAUACACUGUUGUAGCUCUACAUGGGUGUUUGAGAACAGAAAUUCAGACCCCAAGAUCAGUAAGAGCUCUCUUCAAGGACCCCUGCAUCCGCCUCUCCGGCGAGGUCUCAAAAGUACUAAUGGAACUCGCCAACAGCAUAAGAAACCGCCGCCAUUGCUCGCCGGAGCUACUCUCCGACCACCUCCACGAGGCCUUACAAGACCUGAACACCGCCAUCAAGUCGCAGCCCCGCCUCUUCCUUGGCUCCGAAGGAAAAGGGGGCGGGGGCCACUCCUCCAUGCUGGCCUUAGCCGCAGCCCAUGCAGCCGCCGCCACUGAGAAUCCUCCGCGGGGGAGGCGUGAAGUGCAGCCGGGUGCCGCCCAACAAAAGAACUAUGCGCUAUCAAGCGUGAAGACCGACUCCUCGGCCUUAAUGGAGUGGAAGAGAAAGAGGGAGAACCAUAAUCAGCAAAAGAUGUUGAGGCCUCAGCUGAGCAAAAUCGCCAUCACAAGCCUCGAAUUCUCGGAGGCGCUUCCGUUGGCGGCUUUUGCCUCUUUGUUAGUGGAGACUGUGGCCAAGCUUGAUCAUGUGAUCGAGGAAGUUGAGGAGUUGGGAGCAAUGGCUUGUUUUAAGGAGUAUGAUGCAAAUAAUGUUAGUGUCACUUGUGAGAUUCCGAGAAUAGAUGUUGUUCAGAAUCAGUUGCCUUGUCAUGGAACUGACUAAAAUAGUGGGAUGAUAUAUGCAGCUCAAAUUUUAGUCAUUGAAGGAGGCUUAAAAACAAUCUUCUAUAUAUUCGUUGAAAUUUUGUUUUA
Messenger RNA from Morus notabilis, 1958 nucleotides. RefSeq names its product aluminum-activated malate transporter 14. The transcript is spliced from 6 exons. Gene Ontology annotation, cellular component: plant-type vacuole membrane. Gene Ontology annotation, biological process: malate transport. Lineage: Eukaryota; Viridiplantae; Streptophyta; Magnoliopsida; Rosales; Moraceae. The record is from RefSeq and is a predicted model, not a curated record. The coding region runs from base 217 to 1869 and encodes 550 amino acids.